Ambispora leptoticha is the source of this 570-nucleotide messenger RNA. Lineage: Eukaryota; Fungi; Glomeromycota; Glomeromycetes; Archaeosporales; Ambisporaceae. The record is from the annotation of a GenBank genome assembly.
AUGUCUUCGUUAGGAGGCCGGGCUAGCGAAGAAUUAGUUUUUGGUCUAGAAUACAUUACGAUGGGAGCUUACAGUGAUUUUAAGCGAGCCGCCGAAAUUGUUCGCAGUCUAAUUUUGCGUUAUGGAAUGUCGGAUUUAGGGAUUGUUCCCACCCAAGAGACUUUUUUUUCGGGCGAAGAAAUACCGCCUGAAUUACCCGAAACUGCUAAACAAAAAAUCGAAAAGGAGCGGGAGAAAAUAAUGAUUAUUGCGGUAGUCGCGGCCAUUAUUCAUACUCACGGGUACAGUCUAAUUUUCCAAGCCCAAGCUACUCCCGGUGGUUUAGAGAUUUUUACUUCGCAUUUUUCUUCACGCAAGGGAAAAAAGAAAAUUUCGAUUAGCAUGCUCAUGAAAGUUUUUGGCCUAGUGAUUAUUUUUUUGGUUACUUUGCUUAAUUUUACCAUGAUAGAAGAUAAUUCCAAAAUGAAAAAAAGCCUGCUGGAAAAGGAAAUUAAAGAACAAAAGGAGAAGUUAGAAGCAGGAGGGCUCAAAAUAGAAGAAAAAGAAACCGAGAAAAUCCUAAGCGACUGA